Entrophospora candida is the source of this 578-nucleotide messenger RNA. NCBI's taxonomy places the organism in Eukaryota, Fungi, Glomeromycota, Glomeromycetes, Entrophosporales, Entrophosporaceae. The record is from the annotation of a GenBank genome assembly.
AUAAAGAUUGGGGAUUAGAUCCUCUAAAUGUUGAAAUUGUCUUUGAAAUCAAACCACAACAAACAACAUGCUUCACCAACCAAGAUGUAGGUGAAAUUAUAUCAUUUGCAGAAAAGGUGUUACACCUACAACCACAACAACAUCUGGUGUAUGGAGUGCUUACAGAUUGCCAUUACAUUCAAAUCUUUGAAGUAAAGAGUGAAAAUCCUGCUAAUGAGCAAUUCAAAUGUAAAUUUACAAGUCGAGAGUCUUUAGCUUAUAAAGGUAAUGAACCACCUUUGGGAUGGAAAUGGUUGGUAACAUUGCUUAGUGAAAGUUCUUACAAUCUUGGAUGGAUGGAGCCUGAACUAAGAUAUGAAAAUGACAGAGUUAAACUGGAAUGCUGUUUAGGUGCAGGACGAACAAGUGUUGUGUUUAGAGGAUCUUAUAAUGGACAACUGGUUGCUGUUAAGGUGCUUAAACAUCCAGAAAAGCAUAAUAAAUAUCUUGAUAUAGAAUAUAAUGUUAUUAAAAACUUGACAAAAGAUAUAAUUUCACCAAACCUUCCUCAUAUAUUGUUCAAAGAUGAGAUUUCCCUG